AUGGCAGCCGCCUCCCCGCCCACCCUAGGGCGAGGCCCGCUCUCUGCCGAAACCACGGGGCCGGAGGAGGCGCUCAAGCCCCGCGCUCCUGCCUUUCACCGCCGACCCUUCGGCUCCGUCGACGGAGAGCGGCUGCCCGAGCCUCCCUCGCCCCUCCUGGCAGGGACAACCAGCCAAGGGGGGCGCUUCGGACGGGUCCGCGCCGCCCCACCGAGCCCAGGCUCUGACAGGCUGCUAGCCGUAGACCGGAGUCCGCUUCGACCAGACCCGCCUCGGCCCUCGCCCUCCCGUCGUUCAUCUCCACCUGUGGACGGCGCCGGGCCGCGACCCGCCCUCCAUGGCGUUGUCAUGGUAACCGCUGCGCCCCCCGGCGGCCCGUCAUGCCGCCGAGACUUCCCCUCCCCACGCCACUCACCAAAGCGGAGGACGACGGCGGCUGCGAAGGUCCACACGCGGCCUCUCACGCGCCGCCCACCACGCUCGCCGUCUCCAUAG
Podarcis lilfordi (Lilford's wall lizard) is the source of this 495-nucleotide messenger RNA. Lineage: Eukaryota; Metazoa; Chordata; Lepidosauria; Squamata; Lacertidae. The record is from the annotation of a GenBank genome assembly.